Messenger RNA from Epithele typhae, 4713 nucleotides. RefSeq names its product RhoGAP-domain-containing protein. The transcript is spliced from 14 exons. Gene Ontology annotation, cellular component: cytoplasm. Gene Ontology annotation, biological process: signal transduction; actin cytoskeleton organization. The coding region runs from base 1 to 4713 and encodes 1570 amino acids. Lineage: Eukaryota; Fungi; Basidiomycota; Agaricomycetes; Polyporales; Epitheliaceae. The record is from RefSeq and is a predicted model, not a curated record.
AUGAGCGAGAUUGAGCUGGUCCCCGCUAUACCUGUUGGCUACCCCGUCCCCCUCAUCCUCCUCUCCUACUGCCCGCCCAUCGUUAGCCCCUCCCCGUUCGGCCCUCGCAAACGGCUCUCACACCCCUCGAACCGGUCUGACUUCCCGCCGACGGAUCGCAACGGUCCCCCCACCAGAGCGGUGACCCUCGACUCCCCCCACGACCGCGAUCAGCGACCGCCCCGACCAGGGGACGACCGCCCCCAUGCCCGGAGCGAGGACCUCAACCACUCGUCGUCUUGGAACGGGCACGAUCCCCAGUCCAUGAACCGCGCCAUGUCGCAGUCGCCCGCCCCUCCUUUCCGCGGCGGGAGCCGUCCAGGGACCCCGGGCAACUCCCAACCGCACCCGCCCUCCUCCUCUGAUCAUGGCGAGCCCAGCCGCCCUCGCAGCCGGAGCGCAAACUCGGACUCUUCGGUGGCCUCGGAUCCACCCACGCCCGGAGGGAGCCAGAGGGGAGCGUCGACGACAACGCACACAAGCUCGAGCGUUGCCUCAACGCCAUGCGCGGCGUGCGGCAAGGCAAUGCAGGGAGCUUUCGUGCGGGCAUUGGGUGCUGUAUACCAUCUCCAGUGUUUCAAGUGUAUGGAUUGUGGUACCGUCGUUGCGUCCAAGUUUUUCCCUAUCGACGGCCAAGACGGAAAGCAGCACCCCCUUUGCGAGCGGGACUACUUCCGGCGCUUGAAUCUGAUCUGCGCGAAAUGUGGAAUGGCGUUGCGCGGGAGUUAUAUCACGGCAUGCAACAAGAAGUUCCACGUUGAGCACUUCACUUGCUCCAUCUGCCCCACACUGUUUGGUCCGCAAGACUCCUAUUACGAGCAUGAGGGCGACGUGUACUGCCAUUUCCAUUACUCAACGCGAUACGCGACGAAGUGUGCCGGUUGCAACAGCGCUAUCCUGAAGCAGUUCGUGGAGAUCAAUCGUAAUAUGCGGGAUGAAUGUUGGCAUCCGGAAUGCUACAUGAUCAACAAGUUCUGGAAUGUCAAAGUCUCCUCACGUCGACCGAACAGCUUGCCACCACCAGGAGAGGAUGGAGAGCCAGUCGAACAACUGGAGCCUACCUAUGUAGAGGAGGAACGCCAGGAGAACGCUCAAUCCUUGAGGGAGAAGCAGAUUCGGAUGGAGCAGCAGGUAUAUCGGAUAUGGACUGUCCUUUCUGCCUUCGAAGAAUCCAGUGCAGCGUGCAUAUCCGAUAUGCUACGACAAGUCAGCAACGGGCAGUAUCUUGAGGCCAUUCGGAUGGCCGAAAAGUUCAUCCUGCAUGUCGAGGUCCUAUUUGCGACUAUCGACGACUUGGAGUUCCAUUUCGCUAGGAUGAGGCUUAAAGGAAUGUCCCACGUGCGGGAAGCGAGGAUGCUUUGCCGAAAGACAGUCGAUCUUUUUACUCUCUUGUCCCAUACGCAGGAGACCGGUGCACGGCGCAUGGGCAUGACACAAGAGCUUCUCGCUCUCGUCACGGGUUUGGCGCAUUACCUCAAGAUCCUCAUUCGUAUCGCAUUGACCGGUGCGCUGAAGCUCGAGCGGGAGCAGGAGGUCCACGAUGCCAUCACAAACUUCCUAGACAAGCUUCACAUGCUCGCCAUCCAGGGCAGUAACGCUUCUGCUCGUCGAAUCAUGAAGCGCGCAAAUGGCGAUCUCAUCACGCCCAACGAGAAUGGCAACGUCGGCACCCAAGGCGUCAUGUACGGUUUCAAGAGUCUCGCCCCCGAGAAUGCUGGCGAGAGCCCCUUCAGUGCGUCACCAAAGGAUCCUGCUCUUUCGAAGGUCCCCGUCGUCAACCCCCCAUCCGACCUUUGCGUUAAGUGCAACCAGACGGUAGAAGAGGACUGUGUGCGGUUGGGUACCUACCAGAGAUGGCAUUCGCACUGUCUUGCUUGUCAGACGUGUGGCAAGCCCGCGGCGAUGCCGGCCAUUAAGGAGCCCAAGCAGGAGGAACCCAGAGAUCCGCAGGACAAGGAUUCGAAGCCAAAACUCUCGACCGCUCGACGGCCUCCGGCGAAUGUCAACGCGUUUGUAUACGAGGCUGACACGAUGAAGGAGACUUCAUCGUUCGGCACCGUACCAACCGUUGUCUUCUGCACGGAUCACGCACACCAGGGAUGCCGCGGUGGCUUCCAGGCUGUCUCGCGCUUGGAGCAGUAUGCCUUCCUCCUGAACGUAGCUCUCCGACGGUUGUAUGUGCUGCUUAAGAAGCGCGGUGUGGUGCCCCUCUCACCUGAUCUCGACCGGGAUCCGUACAGGAACUCCGGCGAUAUCAAUCGUCUUCGUUCUGUCCACUUGGACCGCCAGCUGUCGUCGGCCGCUAGAGUACCAAAGCGAUCCACAAUCGUCGAGAGUCCGACAGGCAAGAUUGCACAUUCAUCAGAUGCUGCACCCUCGCACCGUACCCCACACGAGGUCGUUCCGAGCACUCGUCAGCCUGUCCCUCAAGCCGCACAACAAGGUAUGGCCAAGCCGGCGAAGGGGCCGGGCCAGAUUCAAACCCAGCAGCCUGUGCAGCAACGAUCCUUGCCUUCUCCAGGGGCUAUCGACACGAAUGUCCAGUCACAGGUUAUCCGGCCGGCGUUUGCUCGAGGAAAUACGGCCGUCAAGAUCGUCGAGGAGUACGGCCCGAACUCGCCUGCAGGGAUGGGACCGGAAGACGAUAUGGUUGGCGGUAUCGAGGACGGAAUCACUCUCGCGGACAUCCCCCAGCUCGUUGAGGCCGCUCAAGCACGUGAGCAGCGACGGUCGCUGCCGAGUCAGAACUCGAUCCCAUACAUCGCAGAGCUCAACCCGGUUCAGCUUGCUGUGCUCAAGCACUGUGCGGUUUUGGUGCUGCAGCGGUCCCCGUUGCGAGACCAGUUUGACCUGGACGAGAUUCUGGAGCUCAUCGAGGUCAAGAAGAGCUCUUUCUGGAAACAGCUCUUCAAACCUGGUAACGACAAGAAGAACGUGAAGAAGAAGGGUGUUUUUGGCGUCCCCCUGGAACUUCUGGUAGAACGCGAGGGCUCUGACUCGCUUCUCGGCGCUUCUCGCGCAACUCUUCGCAUUCCAAGUUUCGUCGAUGAUGUCAUUUCGGCUAUGCGACAGAUGGAUAUGUCUGUUGAGGGUAUCUUCCGGAAGAACGGAAACAUCGGUCGAUUAAGGAAGCUCACUGACGCGAUUGACCGCGAUGCUUCUUCCGUCGACCUUACACAAGACAAUCCCUUGCAGCUGGCCGCGCUGCUGAAGAAGUUCUUCCGAGAACUUCCUGACCCGCUGAUGACCUAUAAGCUUCACCGGCUGUUUAUUGCCAGUCAAUCACUUUCCAACGACACGGAUCGACUACGGAUGUUGCACAUGGUGUCGAUCAUCCUGCCGAAGUCUCACCGGGAUACGAUUGAAGUACUCUUCGUCUUCCUCAAAUGGGUUGCGUCGUUUGCGCAUCUAGACGAGGAGACUGGUAGCAAGAUGGACCUCCCGAACCUUGCUACUGUCAUUUGCCCGAGCAUUCUGUACUCGCGUGGCCAGAACGCGAUGAGGGACGAGAGUUUCGGCGCAAUCAGGGUGGUCACAAUGUUCUUGGAGCAUCAAGACGAGCUCUACUGCGUUCCCGAGGAGUUCCUUCCCGCCAUUCAGGACGAAGAGUACUUUUCGACCUGUAUGGAGCUCCCUAGUCGGGAGUUCCUGAAGCGCGUCGACAACUACAUGCGCGUUAAGACGGGGGGCAGAACCCCAGGCCUCACUUCGCCGGUCGUAGGCAACACGCCGUUCAACUUCAACCCCGGAACGCCUGUUGGUAAUGAGGCUCGCAUUAUGCCUCCGAGGUCGACGCAGUCGAAUCCGCAGUUCCUUGACCGGCCACCGUUGGCAGCCCUGUCACCGUCAGACGGACUUCUCAGGAACGGCCUCCCACAAGCCGGACGCCCUCAGGGUAGUCAACUGCAGCAUCAGCCGUUCUCGUACCCGGGAACACCUCAGUCGUCGUCUCAGCCUGCACUUGGGGCAAUCCUGUCCCCACAGCCGAGGAUGCCUGCAACAUGCAGAACAUGGCCAGCCCGAACGGCGAGUGGGGUCUGGAUCGUCCUCCGGUGCUACAGGAUCCUUCCUCCCGCUCGCGGUCGAACUCGGCGUCGCGUACGAGUAGUGAGAGCCCUCGGCCGUUCGCCAACGGCCAGCAGCACCUUCCCCCCCUCGGCAACGCAUCCACCGCCGCCCCUUCCUCCCCCACAGGACCCCUCCCCUCUCGGCGAGCAGAUUCAUCAACAGCCUUCUCCUCCCAUGCCCUCGAGAGCUCUCCACGAAGGAGCGCAGGAGAUAAUGGCGUUCUUCGCCGACAAGAUCGCGGGCAUGGUGGCUGCAUAUAACGCGAGGAUCCACGAUCUCACGUUGGAGCGCGACGCUGCCUUGGCCCAGCACGCUGCUACCCAGAGUAGACUCGAGGUGGCGCGGGCCCAGAUGGAGAACACUCUGCGGGAUGCGAGCGAGCUCAUGUCGCUGCGGGAACUGCAACUACAGUGGUCCAGGGAUUACAAUCAGCUCAUGCUCGAGAGGGCACAACUGGAACAAGAUAAGGGUGCUCUCCAGGAGCAGCUCAACCAGCAAAAGGCAAGGCUGCAGGAAAUGCAGGGUCAGAUCGAUACCCUACAGGCCACCCAACAACAUCCGCCACCCAUGUAUCCAUUUCAGGGAGUCGACGUGAGUCCUCCUUGA